This is a messenger RNA of Monopterus albus (swamp eel), 4142 nucleotides long. RefSeq names its product zinc fingers and homeoboxes protein 2-like. The transcript has 2 exons. The annotation marks the transcript as partial. The record is from RefSeq and is a predicted model, not a curated record. Gene Ontology annotation, biological process: regulation of transcription by RNA polymerase II. Gene Ontology annotation, cellular component: nucleus. Gene Ontology annotation, molecular function: DNA-binding transcription factor activity, RNA polymerase II-specific; DNA binding. Lineage: Eukaryota; Metazoa; Chordata; Actinopteri; Synbranchiformes; Synbranchidae.
ACUGAAUCAGCAGAAAAUUCUCUCCUGACCUUGAAAUGACUCAUGAAACAAACACAAUAUAUCCUAACCAUGCCGUCAGGCGAGGUACAGCUCUCAGAUUGGCCUGUAGGCGUCGCCCUUUGCCACCUUUUCACACAAGCGCCAAGGGACGUUUCUACAUUUAUUGCAUCUGAUCAACUACAACAAGGCCAUUUAUCAAAAAAUACAUGAGCCCGGUGAAAUGUGGACAGCAGCGCGAUGAACAGCGAAACUUUGCUACCAGUCCCAGCUCCGACCACAGCUGUUCUAGGUUUCUUUAGGAGCUAAUUCAGCAUGAGCUGCUCACAGGGUGUGAUGCUGCUGUUUGGCAGGUCGGCUCCGGGAUCAAACAGGUGUUAUCAGGAAAUUAACACACACAUUUUUUUUUUCUGGUUAUCAUAACUCCAUGCAUUUCGUUUACAUUUUCAGGAACACUGGCUUUUGCAAACAUUUGCUUAAUUUAGGUUUUAUACUUGGAUAGGUUGUUGUAAAACAAAGAGAAGAGAGGAUACUAUACAUGAGAUCAAAACUAAGUGCUACCAGGGAUGUUGCAGAGGGAGCGUGGUGAUACCACUGCAGAUAAAAGUGACGGUGCAUAUUAUAAAGUCACUACAAACUCAAUACACAGACCCAGCACAAGUUGCUGCAUCAAUAUAUAGGAGGGUUACGUGAUGUUUACCAACAGCCACCCAUGCUAUAUGUAGAGCGGUGCAGACCCGGGCUGCAAGAGGGGGGCAGGGUUGCAUGUCUGCCACAUGCCUGUGCCUCUCCACCGCAACCCGAGCAGUCGUGCCAGCGUCCGGCUGCGCCAUAAUCAAACUUUUCUGUACAUUUUCACGUCACCUGAACACGAAACGUAAAUUUGGCAUCCUAUGCAAAUAUAUGCUGACGUAAAAGAUCAUGUGGUUUUUGUCGUCGAUCCCCCCUAUGAGCAACGAGGAGGCUUUUUUUCCCUCCUCUCUACUGUUGUCUUUAGGUUAGCUAUGCUACAAUCUUUACUGUACUCAGCGCUAGCUAUAUGCGCCCCGCACCGCACCACUCUGGAUAUCUGGGAAUAAUCAACUUCCAGCGCGUCGCACCCUGCAGCCACAGACUACUCACAGCUUGAGCGCCGCUGCUGUCUGUGAUGCCCUCCCAUGACGCCCAGGUCAGCAUCUGACAUUGCCAGUGAGCGGGAGACGCCACUGCACAACCGGUCCUGGGCCAGCACCGUCAGCCGGUUCUCGCCCUCCCUCUCGCACACUGGAGACUCCACCUCCACCCGCUUACCAGUAUCCACAACAAUCAGCUCCUAUCCGCCCCAGUAAGACCCCUUCAAAAACGCUGACAACAUCAGCGAGCACCAGCAGCAGCAGCAGCAGCCAAAAAACAGAAUAUCUUCAACGCAAUCAGCAACACCAGCGCCACCAUUAUCACCAGCAGCAGCAGCAGUCAUGUCCAGUCGUAGAAAGUCCUCCACCCCCUGCAUGGUUCGGGUCAUCAGCGACAUGCCCGAAGAGCAAGAUGAUCCAGAGGAGUUAAUGGACAUAGAAACACUGAGGGACAAUCAUGUGAUAGAGAAAGAACAGUCAGAAUCAUUUAAAUCUGCAGAAAAGAGUCAAGACACCCAGCAGGAGAAUCCAGACCAGCAGUCGUUUCCAAAACCAGUGGAAAACAAGAAUCCUAAGCCAUUACCACAAGAGGAGCAGCCGGGAAGCGAAAACCAGCCCCCUGUCACGGAAGAUGUAGAGGGCAGGGAGGAGGAGGGCAGGAAACACGCCGACUCUGGUCUCGCAUCCCAGAAAAAGCAGCCCAGAGGCUACGAGUGCAAAUACUGCCCAUUUUCAACGCAGAACUUGAAUGACUUUAAAGAGCACGUGGACUCCAACCACCCUAAUGUUAUUCUCAAUCCUUUGUACCUCUGUGCUAUCUGCAACUUCAACAGCAAGAAAUUUGACUCGCUCACAGAGCACAAUGACAGCCAGCACCCGGGCGAGACAAACUUCAAGUUCAAGAGGAUAAAAAUGAACAAUCAGACUAUCUUAGAACAGACAAUCGAAAGCAAGGACAAUUCAGCUGAAAGCGAAGAGACAAAUGAACAGGGUGAAACCAGCAGCACUUGUGUGUUUCCACCUUGCAUAUCUACCACAGUGAAAACCCCGGACAGUAUCCAGUCACUCAGUCAAGGGAGCAAAUUGAAAAGCCAGCUGGAUGGCCUGAUCCAGAAGAAUCAAAUCACAGCGGUGAACAUCAAUGGAACAGUCAUCAUCCCUGAACCCAGCAUCCUCCAAGGGCUCUCCCAUGUCACCCCAAUGCUCCAGCGCCCACCCAACUUGAACUCUGUACCAAAAAUAGCUGUUCCCUUGAACACCACCAACUACAAUCCUUCUUUAGACGACAACCUGACACUGAUCACAUCCUUUAACAAGUUUCCUUACCCAACACAUGCCGAGCUGUCGUGGCUUACGGCUGCCUCCAAGCACCCGGAGGAACAGAUCAAAGUCUGGUUCACCACCCAGCGGCUAAAGCAAGGCAUCACCUGGUCCCCAGAGGAGGUGGAGGAAGCCAGGAAGAAAAUGUUCAAUGGCUCCAUCCCUCCUACUCAUCAUACCUUCAGCGUCCUGCCUACAAGCCCCGUCUCUCAGCCGUCUGCCAAGUCCUCCCAGCAGCCGAUUGUUCACACCACAGUCGAGCAUCCGGGUCAUCUCCGAACAACUGCGUCCAUUGGGUUAAGUGCACACACCAUCACAAACUCUCCUGCUGGAGUUGCUGUUGGCUCCGGCCACACCCUUAAACGAUCCCUGCCAACACACCCCACGACGGUGUUUGGCCCGGAGUCCAAACGGCCCAUCAUGGCAGUCGCCCCUCAUUCUGGUGACCCUAAAGACAAGGGCCUCAUGGCUCCUCCUCCACCCCCUCCCCUCCAAAAAGGCCGCCUCCCAAAGGCUUCACCUCCUGUUCCCAUGGAGAUGAGGAGACCUGUAGCAGUUCCUCUGAUCACCACAGAGAUGAAGAGGCCAUCCGCUGCUGUGCCUUUAAUGCCUCCACCAUCAUCGUCCUUAUCACCAUCUUUGUUGUCCAAAGGGAAGAUUCUCUCAACGUUAGGAAACUCCAAAACAAAGCCGGUGGUGUCACUACCCUCCAUAGUCUUUCCAGAGUCCUUAACUCGGCCAAUGAUAGCUCCCCCACCUAUAUUUGCCCCUCCAUUUAAAAACUCGAUGCUUAUUCCGCGUGCUGCACCCGUCAAAGAAAAGCACCCCAAAUCCUACAAUCUUACAACUGCAGAUUUGAAGUUGCCAAACUCCCUUCCACUCAUUACCCCACAGAUAAGGAGGCCACCCAUUAUUCAGUCCAUUCGCACUCCGGCUAAAACCCCGUCCCAGAUUCCAGGGUUCCCACUGGACGGCAAGAAACUAAAAGAGCAGCAGGGAGUGGAGCUGAAAGCCAGCUACCCCAGAGGUGACAAGGUACUGACUCCUCUGGCAGAGGCCAACGGGACAUCUCGCAAAGAUGGCAAAUGGCCCCAUAAUCAGACCUCCACCGCUCUCAACAACGGAGUCAUACAUUUGGAUGGUGGUGAGACGGCAGCAGCGCUGAAACCAGAUUUUCAACAGAAGUCCUCUGUGCUGACACAGUUUCCCCUGCUGGAGAGGAUGAAAGGAAAGACGGCGGAGCAGCUGAAGGUCUUGGAGGAGAACUUCUUGAGGAACAGCUUCCCCACACACAGCGACGUGGAGAGUCUGUCCGCCUCCACUCGCCUGUCUCACCAGGAAAUUGACAGCUGGUUCGUGGAGCGCCGUGCACUCCGCGACAACCUAGAGCAAGCCCUUCUCAACUCCAUGGGCACUAAGAGGACUGGCAUGGGUGGCAUCACUGAUAAACGACUACAUCAGGAGCAACAGCAAAACCAAACUCUGCAGCUGAAUGGGAUUCACAAGCCAAGCACCGGGGUGGUUCACCUGAAAAGCCCUCCUCCACCUCCGCACACUCUGCCCAUCAUUACUGCCAGCACCAUCUCGCCCUCCGUCCCCAGCCUGAACUCCUGCUCAGUGCCUCCAGACAGCCGAUCCCUGGCACUCCUCAAGGACGAUUUUGCUCAAACACGGUGGCCUUCCCCUGAGGAGCUCAGCCAGCCGGAGGCUCGU